This is a messenger RNA of Trypanosoma grayi, 1320 nucleotides long. RefSeq lists its product as hypothetical. The coding region runs from base 1 to 1320 and encodes 439 amino acids. The record is from RefSeq and is a predicted model, not a curated record. The transcript has a single exon. NCBI's taxonomy places the organism in Eukaryota, Euglenozoa, Kinetoplastea, Trypanosomatida, Trypanosomatidae.
AUGGAUGCAACGAGUAGCGACAAGGUGUCGCUUGAGGAAUGUUGGCGACGCCGAUUUAUUGGCGUCCUGUCGCUGCUGCUGCCGCCGUGCACAACCGCUGACAUUACGCCUUCAUCACCAUUAACUCCAUUUGUAGAGGAUGAUUGGCGGCAGCAGCAGCAGCAGCAUCAGCAGCAGAAGCUGGAGGACGAGGGGGAGGAGGAAGUGCACACGCCUGCGUCCUUUUCAUCCUUCGAAUGGCAGUGCCGUGACGUUGAGGUGCAGGAUGAUUUGAGUACUGUGGAGGUCGUCGCGCUGUUGCUCGCGACGGAGAUUGGCCUCGGUGGACAGAUCUUCGACGUGUGCGUGGAUGCCUUCAUGGCGCAGUCGGCUGACCUGCAUUCUUCACUGCAGCCGCAACUGCAAUCGGCGCUCUUUCUAGCCUUGACGGGCUAUCAUUGUGGUGCGGCACAUGCCCUACGCGCCGCCACCGCCGCUCCUGCUGAUGCUGCUGCUGCUGCUUCUCCUGUAGUCGUCGGUGACGACCCUCCGGUACUGCGAGAGGACAGCUGCGCGCUGGCGCCGGUGUUGAGGAAGGCAGCGGCGAUGGUGGCGGCAGAUGAGACAUGGUGGGCAACGUCAUGGAGUGAGAAGCCCGUGGAGAGCAAGCUGGUAGACGCCGACACGCCCGAUGAGGGGCAGGGGCUCGAUGCAGUGCUGGAGAUGUGCAUGUACGUCGUUUCAGUGGCACAGAGAGUUGCUGCUGCGGACAAAUUCGCACGCCCUGUGUGUACUCUGCGCAGUGCGAGUCCACGCAAGCGGCAGAGAGUUGCCGAGGAGACACCUACAACGGCGGCUGAGUGGUUUGCGCUGAGAGAGACGGAUGAGGAGCCCCAGUUGCAGCACUCAGCGAACAUCGCGGAGGCGCUGCGUAUGGGCGGAGGUGCGCUAGCGAAGGCGUCAGCUAACGACGUGGAUGCCCUGUCAGAAGUCGGGGAUGUUCUCGCUGUGUUGAGUGCGGCGUGUGAGGCACGCACGUUGCCUGACCCCACCGCGUGGCAGUACGGCAGGAAUCGCAUUGCGUUAGCCUCCAUGACGCUCGUCAUGCAACAGACGCCUCAAGGCGAUACGAAUGGUGACAGAUGCAAACAGGGGGCUCUAAAUGAUGAGCCUAUGAAGGCAAGCAUCAGCAACAGUAAUUGCGAUGACAACUGUGGAGAUAAACCACCGCAAGAUGGUUCUGUGGCGGGGGAGCAGCAGCAGCUGUUGGGGUAUUUUAUGCACGAGACUGGGACACUAUACACGUGUCGCGGCGAGCGUUUCUUUAUGGAGACGAGUUAA